Exophiala spinifera is the source of this 1653-nucleotide messenger RNA. RefSeq lists its product as uncharacterized. Gene Ontology annotation, cellular component: nucleus. The coding region runs from base 1 to 1653 and encodes 550 amino acids. The transcript has a single exon. Gene Ontology annotation, biological process: peptidyl-lysine monomethylation. Gene Ontology annotation, molecular function: protein binding; protein-lysine N-methyltransferase activity. NCBI's taxonomy places the organism in Eukaryota, Fungi, Ascomycota, Eurotiomycetes, Chaetothyriales, Herpotrichiellaceae. The record is from RefSeq and is a predicted model, not a curated record.
AUGGACUCAUCAUCCGAGUUCGAAACUCAGUCGACAACGUUUCUCGACUGGUUCAAAGCUCAACCAGGCACACAAUUCCACCCGUCGUUGAAAAUCGUAGAUCUACGAGAUCGCAAUGCAGGCCGGGGGAUCAUAGCAACUCAAGACAUCGCAGCAGACACCGACCUCUUCACGAUCCCUCGAGACAUCAUCAUCAGUGAAGAGACGUCGACGCUGGCGAAAAAGCUGCCAGAACUGUUUUCCAAGGCCACAGCCACCGCCGCCGCCGCCACUGCCAAUACCAAUGUUGAUAUUGACGACGACGACGACGACGACGACGACAUCGAUGUUGAUGAUGAAUCGGACCCCUCCGUGCCCGACUCAUGGCUCUAUCUGAUUCUCAUCCUUCUGUACGAAUCCCUGCACCACACGACGUCGCAAUGGCUGCCUUACCUCUCUAUUCUCCCACAGCGCGCCGACUCCUUCAACACGCUCAUGUUCUGGACCGACGGCGACCUGUCAGCCCUCAAGGGGUCUGCGAUGCUGAACAAGAUCGGCAAAGAGUCCGCGAACCGCAUGUUCACCGAGCGCAUCAUCCCGGUUGUCCGCCGGCACGCCGACAUCUUCUACCCAGGCGGCGACAGUCAGCAGCAACAACAACAGCUAAGCGACUCGGCCCUCCUGGAGCGAUGCCACAUAAUAGGAUCCCUGAUAAUGUCCUACGCGUUCGACCUCCAACCGGACGAGGACGAGGAGGACGCGGACUCAGACACCGAGAUGGCCGGGGUAGAAGAGGACGGGUGGAUCGAAGACCGCGCCGCCCCAGGAGCCGGUGCAGGUAGUAGCAGCAGCACAAAAAGCACAAUGGGCAUGGUCCCCAUGGCGGACAUGCUCAACGCCGACGCCGAGUUCAACGCCCACCUAUCCCACGGCGACGACAGCCUCACCAUGACGUCGCUGCGCGAGAUCAAGGCCGGCGAGGAGGUGCUGAAUUACUACGGGCCCCUCCCGAACGGCGAGUUGCUGCGUCGGUACGGCUACACGAGUCCCAAACACGCGCGGUACGACGUCGUGGAGAUUCCAUGGUCGCUGGUCAAGACCGUCACGAGAGGGUACGACGAUUACCUGCCGCAGUCGCAGACACAAAAACGGCGACAGACGCAAAUACAAGCACAAGUGGACAAGAUCCUCGACGAGAUUGAGCGUGACGAGGACAACCGUCUAGGUUUAGACCUGGACCUGGACUUUGACGACGGCGUUGAAAACGACGACUCAGCAGCCUUCGUCCUCGAGCGUGACUCCGGAGAUCCAGAUGACCAGGGCCUAUGUGUCGUCGACGCCAAAUUCGUCUCUUUCCCAGAAGAUAUGGUGAAUGUAGUCGGCCACGUCGUUACGAGGGUCCUGUCGUCGUCGUCGUCAACCACCAAGCCAUUUAAAUCUAAAAAGGACGAAGCGAAAAGGAUAAAGGGCGUGACCCUGGACAUUCUAAAAAGUAUCGUCCUUCGACGUCUCGACCUGUACCCUACCACCUUGGCAGAGGACCAGAACCUCUUACUCAACACCACCACCACAAUCCGGGAGAGAAUGGCGGUCAAUGUCAGACUAGGAGAGAAAAGACUCCUUGUCGAAGCGCUGGAGUGGACAGAGAGUAAACUGACCAAGUAUAGAGACUGA